Messenger RNA from Helicoverpa zea (corn earworm), 1638 nucleotides. Its product is annotated as protein ANTAGONIST OF LIKE HETEROCHROMATIN PROTEIN 1-like. The transcript has 2 exons. Bases 436 to 1575 code for a protein of 379 amino acids. Lineage: Eukaryota; Metazoa; Arthropoda; Insecta; Lepidoptera; Noctuidae. The record is from RefSeq and is a predicted model, not a curated record.
CAUAUGGACGAAAAUUUGAACAGUUUAAAAUAUAUCGCUACGUAUCUUUGUUCAUACUGUAUAUAAUGCGAGACGCCGCUUGCGCCUUACCGUUAUUAUAUGUCAUUUACACUCAGCCACUUCCCUUGCCACUCGCGUCGCCGCGAAUGUUGCCGCGGCAGUGUCAACGCGAGUGUGUCGUUUACAUUCAGCCCUCAUACUUCUUUGCCGGGCGACUCGCAAACAUGGCUGACGUCGAGGUUGUUGCGGCGACAGCUGUAUGUCUACUUAGUUUAUUGAAUUAUUUAAACGUUUUAAAAAGAAAUCAGAAAAAAAGACGCUAUCGCCAAAGAAGAUGGUGGAUGAAAAAAAUUCAUCUGAAUCGAACGACGUAAGUACUACUAUAACUACCUGUAAAGUGCAUACACUUUUGAUAAUAGUUUAAUAAAUGAAUUCAUGAUGAUUAUAUUUUUGUUACAGAAACAGCAUGAAUAUUUUUUUAUGGAGUUGACUUCCGAAGAUGCUGCCGAGUUUUCUAACUUUUGCAGAAUGUCACCUUCUGAUUUUAAAUUCUUGUUACAUAAAAUUACAUUUAUGAUUGAAAAACAGCAAACGAGACUGCGAAUGCCCAUACCAGCAAAAAUACGUUUGGCAAUAACAUUACGAUAUUUAGCAACGGGGGAUAGUUACAAAAGUCUCCACUACUUAUUCAAGGUUUCUACACCAGCCAUUUCGUUAAUUAUUCCUGAAGUAUGCAAAGCUAUCAACUCUGUUCUCAAGGAUCAAAUUAAGUUACCACAAACACCAGCGGAAUGGUUAAUUAUAGAAGAAGGAUUUAGAAGGAAAUUUCCUCGAUGUGUCGGAGCUAUAGAUGGGAAGCAUAUUGUAAUUAAAUGUCCUCCACACAGUGGCUCACAAUAUUACAACUAUAAGCAUACAUAUAGCAUCGUACUAAUGGCUCUAGUUGACAGUGAAUACCGUUUUAUUUUUGCUGAUAUUGGUGCCCAGGGACGUAUUAGUGAUGGAGGAAUUUUUCAAAACUGUUUACUCUGGCAAAAAAUUGACGCAGGCACUAUUAAUUUGCCACCAGACGCGCCCUUACCCGGAAGAGAAAUUGAUGUACCCUAUGUAUUUCUUGGUGAUGGAGCUUUUGCUUUACAUAAACAUAUAAUGAAACCCUUUCCUGGUAAUUAUAAUUUUAACACAAUGGAACGCACUUUUAAUCACAAACUUUCGAGUUCUCGUGUCAUUGUAGAAAAUGUCUUCGGUAUUUUAACAACUGUUUUUCGAAUAUUUAGAAAACCAAUCGAGAUCGAUAUAGAGAAUGUACCAACAGUAACAAUGACCUGUAUUUUAUUACAUAAUUUUUUAAAAAACAGUAAAACCUCUAGUAAUAUUUACGCUCCUCCGGGAACUUUUGAUUCCGUAGUAGACGGAGUAAAUAUUGAUGGCUCUUGGAGACAAAAUCAAACCAACCCAGAUAAUUUAGCUAUUAGGCCAAUAGCGGAUGUACCAAGACGCUCAUCUAGAAACGUUUGUGAAAUUCGAACUGAAUUUGCGCAUUAUUUUCAUAAUUUGAAUACAGAAAAUAACUAAAUAUAGUAGUAAUACUAUGUAAGCUGUAAUAAUCAUCUAAUUAAAAAUGUUUAAUAAAUUUUA